AUUUUUUAGUAUUUUCUUCGCCGCAGGCAAGCAGCGAUUUCGUCCCAGGAGAGGAGAGGAGAGGAGCGGGAGGGAAGACGCGGGGGACGAGCAUGAACUCUUCCCCCUGAAAUUUCCAAACUUCUGUUAAUCUUUCCGAGCUCCAAGGUCUUCUUCUUCAGUUGGUGUAACAUUAGUCCUUGAUAAUAAAGUUUCAAUCUUGCUCGGUUCCCAGAUUGGAGUGGUUCUGAGCUACGUUCUAUAAUCUUUACCCGUGGGGAUGGAAGAAUGUAAACCAUCCUCUGACGCAGAGGAAACUUUGGUGGAGAAUGGUUCUGCUUCGCCACGUGAAGAUAAGAUUCGUGGUACCUUCGAUUCUCAAAACAAGGGAACCACAAAUAUAAGUGAAGAAAUCCCAAUAUUGGAAGGAUCUGUUCCACUGGAGCAUGAGAAUUUUGUGCCUGAUUCUGGAAGUAAGAAAAAUGAAGACGAAAGUAAGGAAAAAGAGGAGGCUGAAGAGAAGAAGCACAUUGAAGUAAAUUCUGUAGAAAAAGAGACGGAUCAUGAAGAAUCAAAAGAAGUUGUGCUAGAUCGUGGAGAUAAAGGAAAUGAAGAUGACAGUGACAAAAAGGAGGUUGAUGAUGAGAAAAAGCACACUGAAGAAACUGCUGUGGCAAAAGAGAUGGAUAAUGAAGAAUCAAAAGAAGGUGAAAAGAUUGAGGCAUCAGAUACCAUGGAAGAAGAAAAUAAAAUAGAAGAAACAAAUGAAGAGAACAUGAUUGAGGCAACAAGUGCUGUGUCAAAAGAAAAUGAUUUGGAACAAACAAAAGAUGACAAAGAGACCAGGGACACAAAUGUUUCCACUGAGGAUGCGAAAACGGUUGAUGAAGAAGGUGAUAAAGGAGAGGAAGGUGAGACUACUGAUAUGGUGAAACCAAAUGAUAUAAAAGAGUUGAAAGAAGACAAGAUGACUGAUGCUGCUAGUAUUGUCAAAUCUGAGGAUGUGAAAGUGGCUGAUGUGGAAGGUGAUAAAGUGAUGCCGCUUGAGGAUGUGAAAAUGGUAGAAACACAGGUUGGCGAAAGUGAGGAAGGAAUAGAAGAGAAGGGAGUGGAACAAGAACCACAAGGAGGAGAAAAUGACACGGAUAGUGGAAAGAAUGGAAGUAUUGAAAAGAAGGACGAGGAUAAGAAAGUCGUAGGGUUUAAGAGGAAAAGAUCUCAGAUGCAAAAGACAAAGAGCAAGGGAGGUGACAGUAUGCAAAAAGCCAAGGAGUUACUAAAUAGUCCAAUCACUUCUUCUAUGGAACGCCCUGUGCGUGAAAGAAAAACUGUAGAGAGAUUGGUAGAAGUUAUUGAAAAAGAGAGAUCAAAGGAAUUUCAAGUUGAAAAGGGACGUGGCACUCCAUUGAAGGAUAUUCCAAGUGUGGCUCACAAAUUAGCUAGGAAGAAACCUGCAGAUAUUAAGUUGAUUCAUCAGACACUUUUUGGAAGGAGAGGAAAGGCAGUGAAUUUCAAAAACCAUAUUCUCCAGUUUUCUGGUUUUGUAUGGCAUGAAAGUGAUGAGAAGCAGAGGGCUAAAAUGAAGGAGAAACUUGACAAAUAUGUAAAAGACACAUUGCUGGAUCUAUGUGAUUUGUUUGAUUUACCUGCUUCUAAAGCCAACUCUAGAAAGGAAGAGCUUGUGGAAAAGCUAUUGGACUUCUUGGUUGCCCCUCAUCCUAACACUGAACAAUCGACAAAAUCAAGAAAACGCAAGAGACCAUCUAAGGGAAGUUUGUCAAAGGGAAGUGAAGAUAAUCAUUCAAAGAGGUCUAGGAAGAAACAGAUAAGAGAUGAGGCCUCUCUGAGUGAAGAAGAUAAAAGUGCACCAGAAACAGAUGAUGAGGAUGAUGUCAACACUGGCAGUCCUCAUAAAGGCAAAGCAGUUGAGCAUUCAGAGAGUGAGGAUGAGGAGGAUGCAGCUCAUGAAGUGUCUGAGGAAGAUGAACCUGAAAAAGAAGAUAUAGGAAAGGACAAUAAGGACAAGAAGAAAGUUCCUAGACAAAGGGAUUCUGUUGGCAAGGAAAAGGCUAGGAGUAGCUCUAAGCAGGAGCUAGCUCCUGCGACUACCAAGAGUUCUAAGGCAUCAUCUUCCAAACAUGCAAAACCGGAUAAUGAUGACAAUGGGGAUGUAAGUGAAAAGGUUUCCUCCAGGAAGAAGAAAAGGACUGAUUCACCCAAGGAAAAGACCAUUAGAUCAGCAAAGCAAGAGAAGGAUACUGGUAAAAAGGUUGGCAAAGAUAAAACAAAACAAGAGACUCAACAACCAGGCAAAGAGGAACUGAGAAAGAAAAUAUGUGAAAUUCUGAAGGAAGUUGACUUCAACACGGCUACUUUCACUGACAUUUUGAAACGGCUAGCUACUAACUAUAAAGCGGAUCUGACCCCGCGAAAAGCAUCUAUAAAGCUCAUGAUCCAGGAGGAGCUGACCAAACUAGCAGAAGCUGAAGAAGAUGACGAUGAUGAUGAAGACGAAGAACCAAACCCUGAGAACGUGCAGGUGAAGAAGCAAAAGGUUGCCUGAUUCAUGCCAAACUAGCAGAUACUGCCCGACCUGCCAGUUGGCCUUUUGAGCUCUUCUCAUGUAAUGUAACAUGUAUUUUAGGUGUCUAUCAAUGUUAUUAACCGGGUAGUUUACCUCUUUACUGACUGUAUUUAUUUAUUUGUAGCUGUAGGUGUUCUGUUUCUGAUAACCGUGACUCGGUUGCUACUACCUGGUUAUUGUUAUUGGGUUUUGGUUGUAAACUAGUAAAUGCCAGUGCUCACUACUUAUUAGAAUUGUAUGUACCAAGUUCAUUUAAUUUAUAACCUACUCAUGUUUUAGUCGA
Messenger RNA from Zingiber officinale, 2846 nucleotides. RefSeq names its product glutamic acid-rich protein-like. Gene Ontology annotation, molecular function: histone binding; DNA binding. Gene Ontology annotation, cellular component: nucleus. Bases 260 to 2542 code for a protein of 760 amino acids. Lineage: Eukaryota; Viridiplantae; Streptophyta; Magnoliopsida; Zingiberales; Zingiberaceae. The record is from RefSeq and is a predicted model, not a curated record. The transcript is spliced from 12 exons. Gene Ontology annotation, biological process: regulation of double-strand break repair; chromatin organization.